UCGGUUACCCCGAAAUCUCCUUCACAUUACUCAAUAGCAUGGAAGGUUCACCACUUGUGUUGGAUAUAAGCUCCGAUGAAGAACCGUGUUUGGAAGAAAGUGAUGCAAAGAAGAGAAUUGACUAUGAUGAUAUGAUAAAGGAGUGGUUGGUCAUGCCUGAUGAAGAACCAGAACAAGACCAUGUUGUCGUGAAUGAACUUGGACACAAGUCAAAUUCAAAGUCAAAGUCAAGAUCUUCAGCAUCAGCGCCAAGUGUGAAAGACAUGCAAGAUCAUAAUGAUGAUGAUGAUUGUGUGAUUCUGGAUGGUGACCCUGAAAGAGCUGUUACUACUUCUGUAGAGGAAAUCACAACAGCUUCCUCUGAUGAGUUGGUUGUUGUUGGGGAGAAGGGUCAGGUUGCAUGCAGAGAUUAUCCUCAUCCGCGGCAUCUUUGUGCCAAUUUCCCCUUUUCUUCCACCCCCCAUGAGCAGCACUGUGAACAGUGCUAUUGUUACAUAUGUGACUGCCUAUCACCAUGUCCAAAUUGGGGCACUGGUCUUUCAAGUGCAGAUCACUGUCAUGCAACUGCAGGAUCUGGGAUGUGGGAAACUCUUAGGAAAAAUUUCAAGUUGGGAAAGAUUGCUCCAAUACCAGCAUCGACCAAUUAUGUCACUUCAUGCGAGGCUGUGAAUGAUAUACACAACCUUGAGCUACGCCUUGAUGCUCCUCGGUUUUCUCCAGUUUCCCCAUUAUUGAAUCAGUCAUGGAAUCCGAUGGAUAUUCCUCAGUUUUCUCCAGUUUCCCCAUUAUUGAAUCAGUCAUGGAAUCAGAUGGUAAGUCUCGAACCUCAAAAUCAAGCCUCUAACACAAUCAUAGCAUGGUCAAGCUCCUUGCAAAAGUUUAGAUCAUUGAAUCAAGUCUCCAUGCCAAUUACCAUUCCUUUACGUCCCACCACCAACGCUGCACUUCAACAUGGUGCAAACCAUGCUAGAUCUCCUGAGUCAGCAUUUCCUUUCGCAAGGAGCGGAUACCAGUCCCAUUCUGUUCCAAGGCAAGUGCUAGGUGUACGAAAUCACACCAUCCAAAGGGGACAAGUUCAUGGCGCUGUCUGCUUAAGCCCUCAGUUCCUCCAUUCUCAUAUGAUUGCCAGAGGAGUAAACAGUGCCAGGAGCAUCCCAACGACAAACUACACUUCUCAUGGUGAUUCUUUUGGCCUCAGCAGUCAAGUUGGUUCGGCACAGGCACAGCAAUAUGGUAGAUAUCAUCAUGCAACUGGAAUUUCUAAUAAUGGAACACCUUAUGUGCAAAGUGAUGCUAUUGUACCCAAUACCGUAGGGUACCCACAACUGAUACCUGGAAAAACCAGCCUGAACUUUAUUGAUGUGAAUAGAAAUCAGCAUCUAAAUGAGCAUCAAUUUGUAAAUCAAAAUGGACCUGCUCAAGCAAAGAUUGUGACAUGUGGAAUGUCAAUGCAAGAUGCAUGCCUACAACUUGGUGAAAGUCAAAAUCAAAUUGAAUGUGCAGGGAAUGAAGAGAGAUCUAUAAACCAACCCCCCAAUAUUAAGAAUUCAGGUAUGGAAUUUACUCAAAGCCGAAACCUUGGCUCAAUUGAUGAUAUCAAGAACUUGCUUUUCAAUGAAGAUGAAUCUUUUCCAGAGGACGGUGCUUUGCCAUCUGACCUGAAUAUAACAUCUUAUCUCGAGUCCAACUGAUACAGGCAGGUUUGUUUUUUGAUUUUGAUGGCCCCUCAAGUAGUCUCGAAGUGGAACAUGUUUAGCUUAGAAAUAUUGCCAAUGAAGGUGAAGCGCUUUGCUGCUAUCUUCAUUAUUCUUAAUAAUGGCUAGUUCUCAGUAAUGGCUGCUGGUUGGAUGAUGCUACAGUGGCUAAUUGUUUUUUUUUUUGUUAAUAAGUUAUUACUUAGCUUUGAAUCUAUGGCAUCCCUGCAUAUGGCUAAUCAAGUUGUGCUAACUGCUAUUUUUGAU
Molecule: messenger RNA, 1961 nt
Organism: Arachis duranensis
Lineage: Eukaryota; Viridiplantae; Streptophyta; Magnoliopsida; Fabales; Fabaceae
Exons: 4
Coding region: 39-1691 (550 amino acids)
Source: RefSeq, a predicted model, not a curated record